AUGAUAAAAAUUUUGGGUCCGGAAGAGUUGAAAUUUUUAUAUCUUUUUAAUACUAUUCAUAGAAAAGUGAAAGAUCAAUUUGAAAACAUGUCAGAAGAUGUGAAUUGUAGUAGGAAAUUAGAUUAUAAAUAUCGUCCCAAAAUUAAUGAUCAGGAAAAAAGAAGGCUUGAACUAUUACAAAAUCAAAAAAGAAAAAGAGAAAAUGUUUUAAAUGAAUUUAGAAAUAUUUCUGACACUGUAUUUAAUGAUAUAAAUGAAAGCUCAUUAGAAGACAUAUCUUUCGAUAAGUCAAUGGAAUGGACAGAAACAAAAUCAACAACACCAAAGUUAAAAAAAUUAUUUAUGUUUUCCGAGUGGAUGGUAAAAGUACCUGAUAAUUUAGAAGAUAAAUGGCUCUUUGUACUUUGUCCAGUCGGAAAAAGAUGUUUAGUGAGAUGUUCAAAGGGCUGUACAAUUGCUUAUGGGAAAAAAGGCCAACAGUUGGCUAAAUUUCAAUCCGCUCUACCAAACGGUAGUCAUAAAGAUUAUGAAAAAACUAAAUACUCAAAUUCGGAAGUAACUAUAUUAGAUUGUAUAUGGGAUUCACAAUCUAAAACAUAUUAUAUUUUAGAUAUACUAAGCUGGAAAGGACAAUUUUACAUGGACACAGAGACCAGCUUUAGAGUUUUUUGGAUCAGGUCUAAAAUAAAGGAAAUGCCUUGGAUUUCGGAAAGGUCAGAAUAUAAUUCAUUUCCAUUUUUCGCAUUGGAAUAUCAUCCUUUUAAUAUUGUGACAUUAUCAACGAUAUUAGCCAAUGAUUCACAUUUUUCAUCUGAUUAUUUAGAAGUAGAUGGAAUUUUAUUUUAUCAUAGUGAAGCAUAUUAUACUCCAGGAUCGACUCCUUUGGUAGUUUGGAUCAAACCUUUCAUGAUUCCCGAAAUAUUCGGUAUUAACAUCUCCGAAUAUCAUAUGGCUUUGAAGCCUGACUGUUAUAUAGAUAUGAAUCAUUAUAUAUGUGAUUUUGAAUUUAAAGAAAAACAAAAAAAAAAGAAAAAAUAUCAUUCUUCUAAAAAAGAAUUAAUGGAUACUGGAGAACAAUUAAAUAAUACGGAGAUUGAAAUGUUGGAACAGUAA
Pediculus humanus corporis (human body louse) is the source of this 1113-nucleotide messenger RNA. RefSeq names its product Snurportin-1, putative. Gene Ontology annotation, molecular function: protein binding. The coding region runs from base 1 to 1113 and encodes 370 amino acids. Gene Ontology annotation, cellular component: cytoplasm; nucleus. Gene Ontology annotation, biological process: snRNA import into nucleus. The transcript has 5 exons. The record is from RefSeq and is a predicted model, not a curated record. Lineage: Eukaryota; Metazoa; Arthropoda; Insecta; Psocodea; Pediculidae.